CGGCCACCCUUUUUGGGUCCUCAGCACACGAGUUUGUUUACAUCCACGUCACCAGGAAACUCAUCCUCCUGUGUGAGAAAUGGAUCGACAGGACUCUCAAGAUUCUCCCCUUUUUGGUGAGGAGGACGAGAACUACAGGCAACAAAAGUCUAAUAUUAGACAUCCUUUGACAUCCUUCUUCCACCUCUUCUUCCGGACAUGUGCCAUCUUGGUUUAUUUACUGUGUGAUUUUCUCAGUGGCCGAUUUAUUGUCUGCAUGGUCACCAUCAUCCUCCUGCUCUCAUGUGACUUCUGGACUGUAAAGAAUGUAUCUGGCAGAUUGCUGGUUGGCCUUCGGUGGUGGAAUCAAGUCGAUGAAGAUGGAAGAAGCCGAUGGGUGUUUGAAUCAAGGAAGGCCGGUAGUGUCAGCAAAACCACCGCUGCAGAGUCACGGAUCUUCUGGCUUGGACUGACUGUGUGCCCCAUCUUCUGGGUCAUCUUUCUAUUCAGCACCAUCUUCUCCUUUAACAUCAAAUGGCUGGUGGUAAUUCUCUGCUGUGACCUUGUACCUCAGGCGGUGGUAAUAAUGGGACUGGUUUUGCAAUGGGCCAAUUUGUAUGGUUAUGUCAGAUGCAAAGUGGGUGGAAAAUCCAGCCUUAGAAACAUGGCACAGACCUACCUCACUGGGCAGGUUUUCAAACAGGUAAUGAAGGAAACAGAGAAAACAUAAAACUGAACUGCAGACAUCCAGACUAAAAAGGUGGUGGUGCUCAUAACCCGGUGGAUCUAUUCUAUGUUCUGAGUUAUUUCGUUGUCUUUCUUCUUCCUGUUUCGCCACAUAAGGUGAUUUUGAGGAAAUUCACUGUUAUGAUGAUGGUAAAGUUUAUUUUUGUAAGUUCUCCUAGGCUUUAGGAUGAAUGAAUGUUGGGGAAAAGUGCAUUAAUAUAUAUAAAAAUAUUUUUGUUACUUUAAAUAAACUCUAUUUUUCUGUUCAAAUGUUUGUUGCGAAUCAAAGCCUUUGUAUGAUUUAUAAUUGUAAUAAAAAUAAUAAUUUCAAAUAUUUUUGAGAAAGUGUUGGGUUUCCUAAAAUAAAUCACAAACUCCAUUUCCAAAUAUAGAAUUCUUAGGAUUUAUACAUUUUUACCAAUUGCUUCUAUAAUAAACAAACAGACCUCAGUCAGUGCGGGUCAGACAGAACACCUCUGAUGUCAUCAUCCUAAGCACAGGCUCCCAUCAGGGCUGCGUCCCGAGCCCCCACUGUUUACCCUGAUGACACAUGACUGCGCCCCCAGGUUCACCACCAAUUGCACUGUGAGUUUACAGACGACACCACGGUGGUGGGCCUCAUCAGUGACGACAACGACCAGAAAUACUGAGAUGAGGACUGGUGCAAAGAUAAUAGCCUGAUUCUGAAAGUGGAGAAGAUGAAGGAGAUCAUCUUGGACUUCAGGAAGAACCAGCCUAACCACGCUCCACUGGUCAUCAACAGCUCAGCAGUAGAGGUGGU
Molecule: messenger RNA, 1486 nt
Organism: Cyprinodon variegatus (sheepshead minnow)
Lineage: Eukaryota; Metazoa; Chordata; Actinopteri; Cyprinodontiformes; Cyprinodontidae
Product: Golgi apparatus membrane protein TVP23 homolog B-like
Exons: 7
Coding region: 80-709 (209 amino acids)
Biological process (GO): protein secretion; vesicle-mediated transport
Cellular component (GO): Golgi membrane
Source: RefSeq, a predicted model, not a curated record